This is a messenger RNA of Acanthamoeba castellanii str. Neff, 1383 nucleotides long. RefSeq lists its product as uncharacterized. The transcript is spliced from 10 exons. NCBI's taxonomy places the organism in Eukaryota, Discosea, Longamoebia, Acanthamoebidae. The record is from RefSeq and is a predicted model, not a curated record. The coding region runs from base 1 to 1383 and encodes 460 amino acids.
AUGAAGUACAUGGCUGCGGCCGUGUUGAUGGUGGCUGCGAUCAUGAUUGGGGCGGAGGCGUCGGUCAAUGGGCGACAUACCCUCUUCAUCGAGGAACUCUGCUUCCCCGGCCAGCAGCGCUGCCUCUCCGAGGUGCUCUGGCAGGGCGACCACUUCGAAACCGACGAGUUCAGCACUGAUGACCUGCUACCGGCCACUGGCGGCUCUGGCACGAGUCUCACAACCACCGGCGACACCGUCACCUCGAGCUCCAGCGGCGGAAGCACCAGCGGUUUCCCUGGUUUUUAUGCCAAGCGGGAGGAAGAGGGCGGUACCGGCUUCGCUCCCGGGCGCGAAGCGGUGGACGGCGUCGUCGACGAUGAGAAGGCCGGCCGAGCGUGGGGCACGGACGACGACAUGGCGCGCGAGGAGGAGGCCAAGCUGAUCGAGGCCGAGCGCCUGCGCGUGCAGGAGGAGACCGGCAUCUACAUGGCCACGAACCAGUUCGACGAGUUCGAGGCCGGUAGCGUCGUUCGCAGCCGCGACUCCAACAUCCUCAAGAAGAUCGAGGAGCUCUACGGCGGUAUGCCCUGGGCCAGCCCCUUCACCGAGGCCAGAGAGAGCCUCAAGCAACUCCGCAACGUUACCCGGCGCUCGAACGGCCACCAUAAGCGCGCGGCGGUGGUGGAGAGCAUUCGUGGCGGUGGCGUGGCGGGCUCAAUCAACGUCGCCUCCUUCGACGUCCCGCACUCCUCUCGCCAAGGUCCUGUGCGAGCGUACCCGAUCAAUUCGAUCCUGGGCAGCUCAGUGAAGCGGAUGGACGCGCGUACGGCCGUGGGCAUUGGCGGAGUCUACUCCAUGCUCGAGGGCGUAUCGGGCAACUACCCCGUACACUUCCGCAAGCGAGUCGACUCCUCGUCGCCCUUCAUCUUCCAAGCGGCUACGGACUUCGACCCGUACGGGACCUGGCGGUUCGGCGAUCCGACCGACAGGACUUGCCCCCACCUCUUCAACUUUCAGUUCGUUCUCAGGCUGGAGCAGAGGAUUGCCACUCGCCUUGAGCUACACCUGUCCUUCGUGGACGCCAUCAUCACCGAAGUGAAGAUGAGCAUCGCCCCCUCCAAAACUGAACAGUCACCGCUGUAUGAGGACGUCUACUUCAUGUACCGAGGCCUCACCUACUCCCUCUACGAUUCGGGCACCCUCAUCGACAGCGGUGCCCACACCGACGGAUUCCGUGAUGGUGUCCCGCCGGUGCCGAUUCCGGGUGGUGCCGAGGGCUGCUGCGAGGAGAUGCCCUGGAGCUUGAGCCCCGCGCCGGACUGCUCGGCCUUCGAGCUCAACUACCCCGUCACCCUCAACCCCAGCCCAGCGCCCCUCCAGCCAUGGGACGUGGACAAAUGA